Messenger RNA from Gadus chalcogrammus (walleye pollock), 2026 nucleotides. RefSeq lists its product as uncharacterized. Bases 261 to 1580 code for a protein of 439 amino acids. Lineage: Eukaryota; Metazoa; Chordata; Actinopteri; Gadiformes; Gadidae. The transcript is spliced from 5 exons. The record is from RefSeq and is a predicted model, not a curated record.
UUUCAAUAGGCUGGUCAAUAAAUAUAUUGUAAAACUAUUACCACAUUUUAUUACCAACUAUUACCACAGACGAUAACUGGAGACAGUCCUCCUGACCUCGGGUUCGCAUGCAAACCGUUCAGACCUUUCUGAUAACAGCCCGAUAAAAGCAGAUAUCCUCCUCCUGUCCAAGGUCUUGUCCUUGAAUAUAACCGUUCAGCAGGCGAUUACCUCCAAGAUCCAUUCCCUGGACCGCGGGCUCCGGGUCGCCACACAACGACAUGCUGUCCCACCUGCUGCUGCUGAUCGCGACCGCGGCCAUCGUCGCGGGGAGCCCCGCGGCGAGCCGGGCGAAGACCCACAACAAGCUGCUGAUGAUCUCCUUCGACGGGUUCCGCUGGGACUACGACCAGGACGUGGACACGCCGAACUUCGACCAGCUGGUGCGGGAUGGCGUGAAGGCCAAGUACAUCUCCCCUCCCGCGAUCACCAUGACCUCCCCGUCCCACUUCACCACCGUCACCGGCCGUUGGAUAGAGGGCCACGGCGUGGUCCACAACAUGAUGUACAACGCCACCACCAACCAGAAGAUCCCCCACAAGGUCGCCAUGACCCGGUCUGAGUGGUGGGACAACGGAGCCCUACCCCUAUGGAUCACAGCCCAGAACCAGGGCCUGAAGGCGGCUUCCUUCUACUACCCGGGGGGCGGAGUCACAUACCGAGGGCAGCCGGUGGACCGGGCGCUGGUGGAGGUGGCGAACCGGCCCGACGACAACGAGACGGAGUGGCGGGAGAACAUUGACAAGGUGAUGGGCUGGUUCUCCCAGGAGGACUUUGACUUCGUGACGCUGUACUACGGAGAGCCCGACAACGUCGGCCACGCCAAGGGCCCUGACCACCCCAAGAGGAAGGAGAUCAUCCGGCAGAUCGACCGCACCGUGGGCUACCUGCGCACCGCCAUCGCCCGCCACGGCCUGAACGACAGCCUCAACGUCAUCAUCACCUCUGACCACGGCAUGACCACGGUGAAGAAGCGGCCGGAGGUGGACGAGAUCGUCCUCAACAAGUACCUCAACCUUCUGAAGCUCACCAGCUUCGAGAUCCUGGACUACGGCGGCUACGGCAUCGUGACGCCGCGGCCCGGCCGCGACCAGGAGGUGUACGACCUGCUGUCCCUGGCGCCCAACCUCACAGUCUACAAGAAGGAGGAGCUGCCCGAGAGCUUCCACCUCCGGCUGAGCGAGCGCAUCACGCCCAUCGUGGUGGUGGCUGACCUCGGCUUCAACCUCAACUCGAGGUUCAUCGUCUACGUGAACAAAGGCGACCACGGCUUCCACAACGGUGAGAUGGACAUGAAGAUGAUCUUCAGGGCCUUCGGACCUGAGUUCAAGAGGAACUUUGUGGCUGAGCCGUUCGACAGCAUCCACAUCUACCCCCUGAUGUGCCGCCUGCUCAGGAUCCAAUCAGAGCCCAACAACGGCUCGCUGCUGUUCACUGAGGACAUGCUGCUCCAGGGGGUCCCAGGUGCAGUCGGGGUUCGCAGCCAAUCAGGUCUCGCUAUCCUCGCGUCGCUGGCCCUUUACCUUCUCACCGUCUGCUAGCCUUUGAGUCGUGUCCGUUUCUCCCCCCUUUCUUUGGUGCUCCCGGUCAAAUUUGACUGGCCUGUUUAAACUGCCCUUACAUUAACACAAAAAAAAAUUGUCAUCACCAAAUUUUAUUUAACUCCCUUUUAACCUGUAAACAAUGACUCAGACUACUGGUUUACAAGAAUAACUGCAGUGAAUAGCGACAGAAAUUGAAAGUUGUAUUCCAAAAUUAACAUUUAUUGUAAAAAAAAAAAGACAGAAAAAUCAAAACAGAGACCAAAUUCACAGAACAUCAACAUGAACACAAGGUUUGAAUUAGAGGAGUCACUAAAGCUUUCCCCAGCUCUUCCAGGAAGAGUCUCCUCUUGAAACAUUUGCCCUGAUUCCAGGCCGGGUCGAUCGCUGUCCACACCACAUAUGCAUUACAUGCAGACACAUCAAGGAUGUUGUGGAACACCGUC